AUGCCCCGGCCAACGUCGACGCUGCGUCAGAGACCACCACUACGGCUUCUACCUAAGACCGAGGAAAAGCAACGUGCGCUUCCCAUUGGGACAAUGCCCCGGCCAACGUCGACGCUGCGUCAGAGACCACCAGCACGGCUUCUACCUAAGACCGAGGAAAAGCAACGUGCGCUUCCCAUUGGGACAAUGCCCCGGCCAACGUCGACACUGCGUCAGAGACCACCACCACGGCUUCUACCUAAGACCGAGGAGAAGCAACAUGUCUUUCCCAUUGGGCCAAUGGCCUGGCCAAUGUCGACGCUGCGACCCAAAGCCAAGGAGAAGCCGCGUUCGUUUCUCAUUGACCUAAAGGCCCGACUGGUGUCUCUGAUGGACAAGAUGAUCGACAGCCCCCGGUUCGGUCUUCCCGAGGGCCUGCUGCGCUUCGACUACCCGGACAAAGGCGUGGUGCUGGACCACUACCACGACUUCAUCGUGCUCGUCGCGAGGUUCUUCCGCACCGACGUGCGACUCUCCACCGUCGCCAGGGAGAUCGUGGAGUUUGAGGAGAACCUGGCCAUGACGGUGGAGGCAGUGUACAGCGAGAAAUCCUUCUUGUGGAGCGGAGUUGUCACCGAGAACUCGGCGCUUAACGAGACUGUCAUGACUCCAUUCACCGAGAUCAUCAACAAGGUCACGGAGCGUCUCAGCGGCACCAACCGAUCCGCCCCUGAGGUUGUGCUCUGGAGCAAGGAGUACCUGCAGUACCUUUCUCACCUGUUUCACCAGCCCGUCAUCAGGCGUCACCUGAUCAACUACAUGACGUGGCGCGUGAUCCUGGAGCUGGGUCCGUACACGAGCCAGCUGUUCCUGGACAUCCGGCAGGAGUUCCUGCGGCGCGUCGGUCUCGCCUCGAACGCGGCUCGCUCCGAACACUGCCUGCACGACCUGCUCGGCACGCUGCCCCAUACGGCCGGGUGGCUGCUGCUAAACGAGACGGCCUCGCUGAGAAACUCGCAGAAACAAGUCGAGAGAAUGUGCGAGGAGCUGAAGGCCACGAUGGCUCACAACUUGGACUACAACGAGUGGAUGACACCGGCCACGAGGCAGCACGCCAUCUCCAAGAAUGACGGAUGA
Messenger RNA from Rhipicephalus sanguineus (brown dog tick), 1116 nucleotides. Its product is annotated as neprilysin-11. Gene Ontology annotation, cellular component: plasma membrane. Gene Ontology annotation, biological process: protein processing. The coding region runs from base 1 to 1116 and encodes 371 amino acids. The transcript has 7 exons. The record is from RefSeq and is a predicted model, not a curated record. NCBI's taxonomy places the organism in Eukaryota, Metazoa, Arthropoda, Arachnida, Ixodida, Ixodidae. Gene Ontology annotation, molecular function: metalloendopeptidase activity.